This is a messenger RNA of Mangifera indica (mango), 2005 nucleotides long. RefSeq names its product dihydrolipoyllysine-residue acetyltransferase component 4 of pyruvate dehydrogenase complex, chloroplastic. The record is from RefSeq and is a predicted model, not a curated record. The transcript is spliced from 6 exons. NCBI's taxonomy places the organism in Eukaryota, Viridiplantae, Streptophyta, Magnoliopsida, Sapindales, Anacardiaceae. The coding region runs from base 249 to 1616 and encodes 455 amino acids. Gene Ontology annotation, molecular function: dihydrolipoyllysine-residue acetyltransferase activity. Gene Ontology annotation, biological process: pyruvate decarboxylation to acetyl-CoA. Gene Ontology annotation, cellular component: chloroplast envelope; pyruvate dehydrogenase complex; chloroplast thylakoid.
UAUAACCCUUGUCCAUCGUCCUCGGACAAGAUUCCCUAAGAAAAGGGGGAUAGAAAUGGAAAUAAAGAGAAAAUAAAAUAACGAACUGCGGCGAUAUUAACACAGUAAGGUAGCUCUAAGACUCCAACCAACUCUUCCUCGUCUUCUCCGCCCUGUCUCUCUUCCCUCUAUUUCCUCUUGCUCAUCCUCUUCUCCUAUUCUUCAACUCACUCUCCUUACAAUCUUCACAUUUUCUCCCAUUCACCACAAUGGCCUCUCUUUCUCCCUCUCCUCUUCUCUCCAAAACUACAAUUUCAUUCUCUUCCUCCCUCUCCACUUCACUUCCAUGGAAAUCCUUUCCUUCCUUUGCCUCAUCCAAGCCUCAAGCUUCUCGCUGGAGAAUCUACACCGUCCAAUCCAAAAUCCGCGAGAUCUUCAUGCCUGCUCUUAGCUCCACCAUGACCGAGGGCAAGAUCGUUUCUUGGAUCAAGUCUGAGGGUGACGUUCUUUCCAAAGGCGAAAGUGUUGUUGUCGUGGAGUCCGACAAGGCCGACAUGGACGUCGAGACUUUCUACGACGGAAUUCUUGCCGCGAUUGUCGUUCCCGAAGGCGAGUCCGCUCCUGUCGGCGCGCCAAUUGGGAUUUUAGCCGAGACUGAGGAUGAAAUCGCUGAAGCCAAGGCCAAAGCCGCGUCGAGUGGUGCUACUUCAUCUCCACAAACCGUUGCUCCUUCUCCUCCUCCUGCUACUUCCACUCCCGCCCCUGUUUCACAACCCGAGCCGAAAAAACCGGCGGAGACAGUUACCAGUGGGCCCAGAAAGAUUGUAGCCACGCCGUUCGCCAAGAAGUUAGCUAAGCAGCACAAAGUGGAUAUUAAUUCAGUGGUUGGAACGGGGCCUUUUGGCAGAAUUACUCCGGAAGAUGUGGAAAAGGCUGCUGGAAUUGAACCUUCUAAGAAUGUGGCACCCACUACUGUAGCAGCCCCAGCUGCGGCUGCUCCUCCGCCAAAAACUACAGCGGCUGCCCCUCCUCCCCUUCCAGGUUCUAGUGUUGUGCCUUUUACGACAAUGCAGUCUGCCGUAUCUAAGAAUAUGAUUGAGAGUCUUUCAGUCCCCACUUUUCGUGUUGGAUAUCCGAUAACGACUGAUGCUCUUGACGCCCUUUAUGAAAAGGUGAAGCCAAAGGGUGUGACAAUGACUGCGCUGCUAGCCAAGGCUGCGGCAAUGGCUCUUGUUCAACAUCCUGUUGUUAAUGCCACCUGUAAAGAUGGAAGGAGUUUUACAUAUAACAGUAGCAUCAACAUUGCGGUUGCUGUGGCUAUCAAUGGUGGCUUGAUCACACCUGUUCUUCAGGAUGCAGAUAAGUUGGAUCUGUAUUUGCUAUCUCAAAAAUGGAAAGAGCUUGUGGAGAAAGCUAGAGCAAAGCAACUUCAGCCCCAUGAGUACAAUUCAGGAACCUUUACUCUAUCCAAUCUGGGCAUGUUUGGAGUGGACAGAUUUGAUGCUAUUCUUCCUCCCGGCCAGGGGGCUAUCAUGGCUGUUGGAGCAUCAAAGCCAACUGUGGUGGCUGAUAAAGAUGGUUUCUUCAGUGUGAAGAGUAAAAUGCUGGAUGUUGGUUAUUGCAAAGGAAGCAUAUGACCUGUUAUGGAUAUAUAAAUGGGGUGAAAAUAAAGAAACUGGUUAGCUAUCUCUGCCACCCAUCUUAAUGGUGGUUUGGGAUUCGCAUGGCCAGUGCUAUUAAGAGUGGUAGAAAGUGGAAACUGGAGUUUCACUUCCUUUUGAGCAUUCAUCAUGUAUUCAAGUAAAAAUACAGCAAAGCUUUCUUAAUAAUUCAAAUAUUCCACUCAACUUGGCUGUUUUGGCAUAUCUCUCUGUUUACAGGUAAAUGUAACGGCUGAUCACCGAAUUAUCUAUGGUGCUGACUUGGCAGCCUUCCUUCAGACCUUUUCAAAGAUUGUUGCAAACCCAGAUAGACUGACAUUGUAGACUAUCUCUGGGAUUUCUUUUUAAUGAACCUGGUUUAUUAG